Molecule: messenger RNA, 3454 nt
Organism: Vitrella brassicaformis
Lineage: Eukaryota; Vitrellaceae
Source: the annotation of a GenBank genome assembly
UCCGCACAGCAACACAGCAUUCUCUUUCUGCCCUCCUGGUGGACAGUUGCCUCUCCCUGCAUCGCAGCCCUGGUGUUACCGUGUGUCUAGCCGACGUGUGCUCUCUGCCGCUUGAGACAAUCUCAAAGACACACCAUGUACAUCCAAGUGGAAGAUGAGAAUUCUGAAUCGCAUGCUACUCCCCGAGUCGUCACCCGAAGCCCCGAGGACGUGACGUGUUGCGAGCAGGGGCCUCUGUACGGCAAGAGCUGCCCCGAUUGGUGCAUCCCUGCAUACGCUGGCCAGGACCUUGAUGAUGUCUUCAGCUAUGGAACAAGCAAGACCGUCAAAAUCCGCGACCGUACGUGGGCGCACGCCAUCAACACAACACAACACAACACAACAGAACAGAACACAAACCACACUCUCACCCACCAAUCCAGGUCGUCUCGGGUACAUUAAGAUGUUCUUCAUGACGUGCAUCUUCCUCUACAUUGUCGUGUGGCAAGUAAGAGAGCAGACAAACGUGUGUGUCUCCGUCUGCAUUUAUCGCCUUGAUGGGUGGAUGGGCCUUUCGCGCUGUCCCUCUUGUUGCUUCAGAUGCUCUGCAACAACCAACACAUGGAAGUGAGAACACACACGAAGGACAUUUCAUGUCUCCCCCUCCCUCUGCCAUGUCGCAUUCAUAUCUAGGUGGGCGACGUCAGGGGCGUCGUCCGGAUGCAGCUGCAGCACCCCACGGCGCACCACUGCAACCCUCAUAAGCCGACCUGCAUGUCAAACUAUACGAAGCUGUCAGAACUGCCCUACUGCAAGCAAUACAAGGGCAAAGACAGACCGCACGUCAGAAAGGUAAGUACUUGUGCCCGGCAGGAAACCCCACAGUUUGCUUUGGAACUCGGUGAUGGCCUCUGGUUGCAGGAGACAUGUGAGUAUCGCGAUGAGUACACUCUAUCGCCGCUUGCAUCUGCCGGCACAAACUCCUUUUUUGCAACCACACGGGUAUGACAGCACAAAGGGGAGAGCUGGUCUGCUGGUAUGCGUGAAUGACCUGCCCUCCAGGUGUCGAAGCACGAGCAGCAGCGUGACUGCGAUCCAUUUGGCGAGGUCUGCACCAACACAUUCAUGCAAACACCACGGAACGCGUCUACGUCGCCGACAUAGACAGGUAUGUCCACACACAACCACAGACAACGACACAUCAACAUUCUCCAAUCCCCUGCCCUUAGGUUCACCUUACUCAUUGACCAUUCAUUCGAGGCGACACAGAAGGACUCGAUGAAAGGAUCAAUGGUUGAGUACCAGGGCUAUUGGGAGGCGUGCACUGGCGGCGGUGAGUGCCGCCGACUCAAAAUACCCUGCCACGGGAAGCAUUGCGACAAGAAGGACACCCCUCGGCACCCACUGCAGCCCCCCGAUAAGGACGGUGGGUGGAGACACUUCCUGGGCCUCAAAGAGGAGAGGGCGAUGGCAGACAUAGACAUGAAGGAGCCCGAGCGAUACUGGGGGGACUACCUGACGGUGAGAGAGAGAGAGAGAGAGAGAGACAAGGAUGGGAAAGUGAGCAAUGAGCUUGCGAAUGUGGGCGACUUUUGGCAGGACCUAGAUGAGCUCGAUGAAGUGGAUCUCCAUGACACGUCGCCAAUCCCAUGGCACGACUCCGAGGAGCUCCGAAAGUAAGCCACAUGCUACGGGCGGGCGGAGGAGAAGAGAGACAAAAGAGGAGCAUCGCGUGCGUCUUCAGGUUCACCGAGAAUCCGUCAUCGAUCAUCCAGUGACAUCAUCAUCAUCCAGUGUACUUCCGUCAUACCUUUACCUUGUCUUGUGUACUUCCAGAAUUCUGCCCGGAGACAUCAUCUCGCUCGGCCGGCUCCUCUCCUUCGCGGGUAAAGGCCAGCAGACAAGACGCUUUUACAACACAAUGACUGGCAUGUCCUGUCUCGUCAGGUGUAGACCUCGAUUCGAAUGUCAACCAGCAAGUGAGAGUGUCCUUGUGUAUGGCACCCAUUCGCACAUCCACAUUCUGUCAGGGCGAAUCACGACGUGCGGAAGGCCUUGUACUGUCAAUAACCAUCAAAUACACCAACCUCCGGCCCUUCAUGACUUUGUUCCACGCCCCGAUCGAAUACGUGUACUCCGUCCAGGUAUGUGACUCGCUCGUCAGCAGCAAGCACUCCUUCCUUGUCUCGCUUGCUUCUCAUCUUUGUUGGUGGUUUGUGCUAUCGUCAAGCCCAGAAGGCUCCGUCUUACAAGACAGUAGAGACCGAGAAAAUGUCGGACACACACCGCGUCCUCUACAAUCGACAUGGCAUAUUCAUCGACGUAUGAAUGCGUUAGCACGGCAGACACACAGCAGGCAGGGACAAACGCCUAUGUCUCAGGUGCACCAGCAGGGCAACUUGGCGACGUUCAACUUCUCCCACAUGCUGAUUGUGUUGACAACCUCGCUGGCCCUGCUGGGCGCCGCCACGGCUUUCACGGGUCAGAUGGCCGGAUGCACUGACAUUCAUCGAAUGACCACACACGCACACCCACCAUAUGUGGCCUUCACAGAUUUCUGCGCGGAGAGCUUGAUGAAGCACUCGGACGAGUACAAGCAGGCGCGUGAAGAAGUAACCAAGGACUUCUCGGAGGAGGACACCCACUGUCUGUGCUGGUUCCGACCUGGCGAAGAGCCAAAAGACCAGGAGAAGGAGCUCGAGAGCCUAGAGGAAGAAAUCAACAAUACAACUACCAGAGACGUACGUCAGUGAGGCGGCAGAGACACCGUCCUUGCAAGCCUUUCUGUCAUGGAUGCAUUUACCUUGUGUUCACUGUUCAGCAAGUGAACAAGGAGCUGCUUGAGAAGCUCGAUAACGUCACCCACCCAUACAACACCUGGAGAGAGGCGUGUGCGGUAAGCAUAUCCUGACGCCUCCUGUAUUGUAUCCCUCUCUGUGUCUCUGUGUGUAGAUACUGUUGGUUGAGGUGUCGGCGUUGAAGAAGAAGCUCAAGGCAGCCAUCAAGGACCUGGAUGUGCAGCAGCGUGUUGGCUUCUCUCGAAGUCCGACGGCCCACCGUGCCAGUCUCCUCUGACAGAAGUCCCUCGGCCAGUCCCAAUCACCAAAGCACGAAGACAGGGACAGAAGACCGAGCUAGGCAGCCACCGGAGGGAAAGGAGGGAUAGGUAGAGUCCUGUAGAGUCAUCACUGCACCAUUCGUUCGCGCGUAGAUAGAGCUUUUGAGAGACGGACAGGUUCAGGUAGCCAGCCGCCGCAGAGUUCAUAGCAAUUGCAGAGUAGUCUCGCUGCAUGGGAGAGUGGUGAAAGACACCAGCAAGGAAUCUGCACCGUAGAUCACUGACAAGCGUACCACUGCACAGUAGAUAAGGUGGGUGGUGACAGACCCGAGAGGCCCAAAUCCCGCAGUGCAAAUGGGAGAUCCCAGAUAAAUGGCGAAAAAACACGCAAACGCAGAGGGGAUGAAGGGAAUGGCG